GUACAAACACUGUUUAACAGUGAUUUUGGAGAAGUUUUCAAUAUCCAAUCUCCCAGUGAGGAUGAAAGAAAACAUUUUUUUGAGGACUUGAUCUUGAAUCAAGCUGCUAAACCUCCCGCUUCGAGAAGGAAAGCAGCUGGGCAGACAUUGGAAGUAUUGCCUGUAGCACCACCACCUGAACCUCGACCUCUGACAGAGGAAGAAAUGAAGUGUCUGGAGGAGCAGGAGAAAAAUACCUUGCGUGAACUUCGAAUUUUCUUGAGGGAUGUUACUCACAGACUUGCUGUCGACAGACGUUUCAAGGCCUUCACAAAGCCUGUUGACCCAGAGGAGGUGCCUGACUAUGACACAGUUAUUAAGCAUCCAAUGGAUCUUUCAACGGUUUUAUCUAAGAUUGAUUUGCACCAGUACCUAACUGCAGGAGAUUUCCUGGAAGAUAUUGAUCUCAUCUGUAGUAAUGCCUUAGAAUAUAACCCGGAUAAAGACCCUGCAGAUCGUCUCAUUAGGCACAGAGCUUGUAGUUUGAAAGACACUGCAUAUUCCAUUGUGAAGGAAGAGAUAGAUGAAGAUUUAGAACAGCGUUGUGAAGAAAUUAAAGAAUCUCGUAAGAAAAGAGGUUGCAGCUCUUCAGAAUAUGCUCCAGAUUUCUACACAGUGAUGGCAAAGGAAAACUCUGCUCCUGGAUGUAAGAAAACAGAUGCCGAGUGCAGUGACAAAACAAAGAUGACAGUGACACCUGUAGAUGCCAGUACACCUGUCUCCAAGGAGGUGUCAAAAAGAAAACACAAAAAAACCGAUUCCUCUUUUCCCAUUGCAAAGAGAAGAAGGUCUUUUCAAUUCAGUGAAGAGAAUACAAUUCCCAAAGAUGACCCAAAUGAGAGGGACGGAGAAGAUUUUCUGGCAAGCUAUAUUUCUAACAUGGAUCAGACUGAAUUUGAACGCUCACAGGCUUCUACUUGGGAAGAAAGUGAAACCAUUCUUCAGGAACGGCAGAGAAACAGCAAUGAAAAUAAAGCUGGAUCAGAAAAGGAGAGAGGGGGGGGGGCUUUUUGA
Molecule: messenger RNA, 1053 nt
Organism: Lagopus leucura (white-tailed ptarmigan)
Lineage: Eukaryota; Metazoa; Chordata; Aves; Galliformes; Phasianidae
Product: ATPase family AAA domain-containing protein 2-like
Exons: 6
Biological process (GO): positive regulation of transcription by RNA polymerase II
Cellular component (GO): nucleus
Molecular function (GO): ATP hydrolysis activity; chromatin binding; histone binding
Source: RefSeq, a predicted model, not a curated record